This is a messenger RNA of Drosophila hydei, 687 nucleotides long. It is a transcript of the gene Kaz-m1, whose product is annotated as enhancer of split M1 protein. Lineage: Eukaryota; Metazoa; Arthropoda; Insecta; Diptera; Drosophilidae. The transcript has 2 exons. The record is from RefSeq and is a predicted model, not a curated record. Bases 159 to 629 code for a protein of 156 amino acids. Gene Ontology annotation, molecular function: protein binding.
AAAGCAAUUGUUAGCCACAGCUACCAAACAGCACACGUAGUCCACGCAACCUAAACCAACAAGGGAAAAUAUAACGAAAAGAAAAUAAAUAUUAAUAUAUACAAACAUAUAUAAAUAUUUACAACACACUUUCCCAAGAAACUAAAAAAGUUUGAACAAUGAAUUCGCAAGUUUUGUCGAUCUGCUGCUGCCUGGCGCUUGUCGCCUGCAUAGCUGCCAAUUCGGUGUCCACCAACGAGACUGAUUGCCCACAAAUGUGCCCCGCCAUCUACCAGCCGGUGUGCGGAACGGAUGGCUUCAAUAUGAAGGAGUUCGCCAGCUUUUGCAAUCUGCAGGCCAGCAACUGUCGCCGUGCACGCAAUGCCCAGACGACCUACGCUGCUACUGACAUGGCCUGGUGCACCUCCAAGGAGGUCGAGAAUCUUGACAAGCAACUGAAUGUUAAGCUGGAUGUUGCAGGCUGCCUCAAGCCCUGUCCCAUGAUUUACAAGCCCCUGUGCGUGUCCAAUGGCGAGUACCGCGGUCUCGUGCCCAACGACUGCUCCUUAGAAAUCUUCAACUGCGCUCUCAUGGCUACCGGCGUCAGUCCCGCAAAGCUUCUGCACGUUCUGCAAUCAGAGACUUGUUAACUUUGAAAAUUAAACAGGAAUAAAAAUCCUCUACUCAAUUGACUCUUAAUGAAAAAUA